This is a messenger RNA of Perca flavescens (yellow perch), 4959 nucleotides long. It is a transcript of the gene phc2b, whose product is annotated as polyhomeotic homolog 2b (Drosophila). Bases 193 to 2769 code for a protein of 858 amino acids. The record is from RefSeq and is a predicted model, not a curated record. The transcript is spliced from 15 exons. Gene Ontology annotation, cellular component: nucleus; PRC1 complex. Gene Ontology annotation, molecular function: zinc ion binding; chromatin binding; histone binding. NCBI's taxonomy places the organism in Eukaryota, Metazoa, Chordata, Actinopteri, Perciformes, Percidae. Gene Ontology annotation, biological process: negative regulation of DNA-templated transcription.
CCCACCCCUUCUCUCCUCUCUUGCUGCCGCUGGUCUGCUCUGAGCCACCAUCCAGAAAUGGUGUAGAAUAUCAGGAAAAACAGCCAGGGAGAGCGACCAGAAAGAGGACCGAGGCUACAAGACAUACAAUAACGGCACAGGAGAGCUAUUCAGAAGAGCCGGGGGUCAAAGGUGAGAAGAGCAGAGGGCACCAUGGAGAGUGAGCCGGGGGCCCCUGCCUCUACGGCAAACAGCACCGGGACCGCCGCCACCUCCUCCAGUACCACAGCUGCCAGCAGUAGUAGUACCUCUAACACUAUUGCUACUACUUCUACGGCUUCCACGAGCAGUAGUAGUAACACUAACAGUAGUGGCAGUAGUAGUACUACAGCAGCAGGAAGACAAACAGUGCCUCAGAUAUCCGUUUACGGCGGGAUACCUGACCGACAAACAGUGCAGGUGUUCCAGCAGGCGUUACACAGACAGCCUAACACAGCAGCACAGUACCUGCAGCAGAUGUACGCUGCUCAGCAGCAGCAUCUGAUGUUGCAAACCGCAGCCCUCCAGCAGCAGCACAACCUUAGCACCGCUCAGCUCCAGAGCCUGGCGGCUGUACAGCAGGCCAGUAUUGCAGCUGGCCGGCAAAGCUCCUCACAGAACGGCACUUCAUCCCAGCAAACAGGAUCAACUCAGGCUACGAUCAACCUGACCACCUCCCCGGCAGCAGCUCAGCUGAUCAGCCGGGCCCAGAGCAUUAGUUCCACCCCUACCAGUAUUUCCCAGCAGGCUGUUCUGCUGGGCAGCCCAUCUAGCACCACGCUCACAGCCAGCCAGGCACAGAUGUACCUGCGCGCACAGAUGGCCCAGCAGAGUAACCUGGUGCAGGUGGCCAGGAGCCUGGGCCGGGCUGUUCCACUGUCCCCGCAGCUCAUCUUUACUCCAACGGCCACAGUGACUGCCGUCCAGUCAGAGAGCUCCACGCAGGCCUCCUUACAGAAUCAGGUCCAGAACCUUGCCAUCCGUGGCCAGCAGGGGGCAGCCACAUCCUCCUCUCAGACUCAGACCCUGCAGGCUCUUAGUCUGAAGCAGAGCCCUGUGCCCAUCCAGCCCGCCUCAUUGAUCAAGAAUCCCAGCCAAGUAACGCAGGCCUCCACAGGGGGGAAGGCUGUCUCCUUCGACAGUUCAUCUGAAGCAGGGAAGAAGGGGGACAGUGCAGCAGUCCCAGAAGUCCGAGCUAUAAACAUGAGCCGCAGUGUCACAGCUAUCAGUGCUCAGCCCCUGAUUGCUCCAGCAUACACGCCAAUUCAGCCCCACUCCCUGGUUCAGCAGCACAAGCAGCAGCAGCAGUUUGUGGUCCAUCAGAGUCAAGGUUCCCAGAGGACCGCGGGCCAGCUGCUGCAGACGGCCUCCAUUCAACCAUCACAGCACCCUGUCCCCGUACUGCCCAAACCUGCUCCACACCAGCCCUCCACGCCCAGCCAGCAGGCCACCAUCUUCCAUUCCACCAUCAAUCCCCACGCCCUCCACUCCUCCCUCAACCAUGCCAAAGCUCAGCCCGUCCAGCUCACGGCCAUCAACCUGCAAAUACAGCCAACGCAACCACAGCAGCAACCACAGCAGCAACAACAACAGCAACAACAUCAGCAACAACAUCAACAGCAGCAACCUGCGCCUUCGCCAUCACAACCCACUAAACCUCUAGAGCAGCCCAAGGUUGCCCCAGCCACACCAGCUGUUCAGCCACAAGUAGGGGGCUCAGCCAAGAGGCCGAGUGCUGCACCUGGGACCCCGCCUCCAGCCAUGACCUCAGGAAAUGAGAACGAGGCGCCCACUGUGACGGGCAGCACGCCGCAGAACGGAGAGAACAAACCGCCCCAGGCCAUCGUCAAGCCCCAGGUCCUCACACAUGUCAUCGAAGGCUUUGUCAUCCAGGAGGGAGCGGAGCCAUUCCCCGUGUGUGUGGAGCGUCUGCCCAUUCUUAUCGACAGCCCAAGGAAGCUGGAUCAUCAGCUCUCCUCAGACCCCGACAAAACCCCCGUCAGCAACGCAGCAAACACCGACUCUGAGCCUGAGGACCUGAACCAGUCAGAAAAAGAGCAAGAACCCAAGCUGACAUGUGAAUACUGUGGCUGGGUCGACUUUGCCUACACGUUCAAAGGCUCAAAGAGAUUCUGCUCCAUGGUUUGUGCAAAGAGGUACAACGUGGGCUGUACGAAGCGGAUAGGCCUUUUCCAUCCAGAGAGGAGUAAACCAACAAAUCGCUGGCGUAGAAGAUCUCAGGGCCGCUCUAGUAUAGAGGCGAAGAAGCAGAAGCUGUCCCCCUCACCGCAGCAGACUCAGGGGGGUUCUGUGUCCUCACCGCAUCCCUCACAGCCCAGUCAGGAGGAGUCCAGCCCGUGUUCGGACAUGUCCAGCUACGAGGAGCCGGCAUCUCCCCUUUCGGCAGCCAGCUCUGGAUCCCUGGCCCCUGCUCCGGCCCCAGCUCAGGUCCCCGUCCACCGGCAUCCCAGCAGGGCCUCGGACCAGGAGGGCUGUGCUGUUAGAGACGCACCUUCACUCUGUCAGCGCUUCUUACCCAACGACCCCACCAAGUGGAAUGUGGAAGAAGUUUACGAGUUCAUUCGUUCAUUGCCAGGUUGUCAGGAGAUAGCAGACGAGUUUCGCUCUCAGGAGAUCGAUGGACAGGCCUUGCUACUGUUAAAGGAGGACCAUCUCAUGAGCACCAUGAACAUUAAACUGGGACCUGCACUCAAAAUCUUUGCACGCAUCAACAUGCUCAAAGACUCUUAGCAGUGCAUUGAUCUUAGUGCAUCUAUUUGUGUGUGUGUGUGUGGGUGUGUCAGUUUGUAAGUGUGUGAGAGAAGAACAGUGUAAAACUAAAUGAUAACAGACUGACUGCACUACGACCUCGCCUUCUCCCUACUACUGAACUGGUUCCUUUAAAUCUUACUUUAGCUUGCUCUCAUAUUCACUUGCAUCUGCUUAAUAGCCAUGUGGUAUACCAUGGUUAUAUUGGAUGGUAUAUUAGAGUUGAAGCUCGAGCAAAAACACCCAGCAAGUUAAAAGAUCGCCUAACUAAGCUGCCCAUCAGAAAGCUACAAAUCGCCUUUUCCUCUGCAAAGAAAAAAUAAAUGGAGCCAAUACAGCAGCAUUGCUUUCCUUGACCUGAGACAUGCUGCGUUGUGUACUUAUUUUGUAUAUUACGAUCUGAUCAUAAUGAGGGCAGAAUUGCAAUUACUGCUACAACUGCAAGCAGUUAUGACAGGGUCCAAGCCUCCUGAUGCAAGUCGCAAAAACACGUUUGACAUCAUUAAAGCGCCACCUAGUGGUCCAUAUGUGUAAUUUUUGGUAUGUGAGGUCCAUGAAUCUACAUGUACGCUGUAAAUUUGAAGUUGCUCACGUUAGUGUAAGUGGUGAAUCCAAACCUGGGUCCCAUAGGCCACGCCCACUUUGACGAAUCAGUACCCCACUGUAGGCGUGGCCUCAGGAGUGGCCCUAAAUGGUACCCUCAAAAUUUCGUAAAAAUCGGAUGAACCGUUCAUGAGAUAUAAACUUUUGUGACUUGUAGCGCCCUCUAGUGGCCCAAGUUUAGUAAUAUUUGGUGGGGAGCCCCAGAGAGUCAUGGAAAACAAGAAUCUAAAGUUUAUUUUGGUAGAGAUAUGGCAAAGUUCAUGUUUUCGUAGCUAGCUACACAAAUUUGUUGGUAAUUUUUCCGCAAAAUGGGCGUGGCCUAUAUCAGGAGAUUAAGCUGAAUUCGGGAAAUGCGUGGAUAUGUGUAUUUUUAAUGUGCGAUGUACGGUUUGGGAGUUAUAAGGCCAAACGUGUUUUGUUCUGCUAUAGCGCCACCUAGUGGCAGUUGCAGGGAUCUGGACCAGUCCUGAAAACAGCCCCCUCGGGCUAGGACCCCUAAUAAUGCGGUAUUUAUUACCAGGUGUAGAUGCAAAGGUCAUUAUUAAAUGGCAUUGUCCAGAAACACACAUAUAACACAAAAGCAGGUGUAAAUGGGGUCUCUGAUUUUUGCUGGGGGAAAAAAAACUGGAGAAGUUAAAGGGAAAAACGGAGAAGAAAGUUGAAAGAAAAAGUUGUGCCAAAGUGCACUACCUGCUCAGUUGUGCCUGGGUUGGGUUGGGUCAUACUGCAACACAGUCCUUACUGAAUUAAGGCAUUGAGACAAACGUGAUUGAUGUCUAAAUUAAUUAUUAUUAGAGAUGUUUUUUUGUACAGCUUUGUCAGUGUGUGAAUGGAAGAGAGACCUUUCUCUUUGUAUGUGUGACUGGGAACAGAAAAUGUCAUUCAUUCAUUUUCUCAUUUCUAAUUAAGUAGAUGCUCCUUUUGCCUUUUCUCACAAAACCCACCGCUCUCGAAUACAAAGCUUGAAUGCAGAGAAAUCGUUUACACAGUUCUUUUGUGACAUCGAUUACGCUUUCAUGAAUUUCUCGCCAGUUGUUCUCCUGUAGAUUUAAACUGCAUACAAAUGAUUUUUCACCGCUUUUUCAAAAUGAUCGACUAAAUAGGAUAUUGAUUUCUUGUCUCCGUUUCAUAGGAGGACAAUAAGUUUUCUGAGGAACAAUUUGGGUGUGCUUCUCUCUUCACACAGUCCGGCUUUUGGCACUUAUUUUCCUUUUGCUUUAAGGAGACGCUACACCUAAAGGGAAACUGGCAUUUGUGCAGCAAUGCCAACACGUUUAUAUGUACAUAGCAGCUAAAGUGAGAAGAAAGUUCUAAGUGUGAAGCUGGUGUUUUUUUGUUUUUUUUUAAGUUAUCCUUGUAAUUUUAAAACAAAUGUAAUGUUCAAUAUUUUGAAAUAUGCAAAUGUAUAAAUACCAGUUUAUCGUUUUGUUUUUCCUAACAAAAUAUGUUCAAAACUAUUUGUUUCUGAUGGAAGGUCAACCUUUAUAAGAUAAGGCUUUGUCAAAUGCUUGUAUUUAUCAAAACUGUUUGUUACACAACCUUUUACAAUUAUAAAUAAUUUGCAAUACA